This is a messenger RNA of Rhineura floridana, 1737 nucleotides long. RefSeq names its product glial cells missing transcription factor 1 (gene GCM1). Gene Ontology annotation, molecular function: RNA polymerase II cis-regulatory region sequence-specific DNA binding; DNA-binding transcription activator activity, RNA polymerase II-specific. Gene Ontology annotation, cellular component: nucleus. Gene Ontology annotation, biological process: gliogenesis; regulation of transcription by RNA polymerase II. Lineage: Eukaryota; Metazoa; Chordata; Lepidosauria; Squamata; Rhineuridae. The record is from RefSeq and is a predicted model, not a curated record. The transcript has 8 exons. The coding region runs from base 404 to 1657 and encodes 417 amino acids.
CUCCUCCUUAGUCCAGCCGGUUCGGAGGUAGGCUGACCGGCCCACUUCUGUUACUGUAAACCUCCCAGAGAGCUUCGGCUGUUGAUGGACUUUUUGAUGAACUUUGCCUGGUUAAAAAGUUUGUGCCUGAGGUCAGAACAUCUGAUCUUCCUCUGGAUGAGAAAUGGGUGCAGUUGCUAAAGAGCAUCAGAUCAAGAAUUCUGGUGAAGGUUGUCAGUGCAGUGUUUGCCAUCCCAAAUGUCCUCCCUUGUCCUUAACAUGGCUGCAACCGUAUCUACUCAGAAAUUGCAGCCAAACUGAAUUUAACACUGGAAAAAGGAGAAACUGAGAGAACUGAGACAUUUUCCCAUCCCUAGAACUGUCAGGAGGGCAGCUCCGCAGCUCCGUAGCCGUUCCACCAUACAUGCCACUACUGGAUGUGAAACAAACAGAUUGGUUUCAGGAAUGGCCGGAUUCCUAUGUAAAAUGCAUCUAUAGCUCUGAUGAUAAAAAUGCUCAGAGGCACCUGAGUAGCUGGGCAAUGAGGAAUACCAACAAUCACAACUCACGGAUCUUAAAAAAGUCCUGCCUUGGAGUUGUUGUCUGUAGCAAUGAUUGCUCAGCUUCUGAUGGGGGGAAGAUGUAUCUGAGACCAGCUAUAUGUGACAAGGCCAGGCAAAAGCAGCAAAGGAAAUCAUGUCCCAACUGCAAUGGGCCUCUGAAGCUUAUUCCCUGCCGAGGUCAUGGUGGGUACCCUGUAACCAAUUUCUGGAGACAUGAAGGACCGUUCAUUUUUUUUCAGUCAAAGGGAGCUCAUGAUCACCCAAGGCCAGAAACAAAAUCAGAAGCUGAAGCAAGACGAUCAAUACAAAAAGCACACACGCCACCUUCUCCAAGACUUAAACGGAGCAGAGAUACUGAGUCCCCAGCAGGUAAGAAGCCAAUUCAGGACACUUUGCCAUUAAUUUUUUCCAAACAGGAAGACUUUAUGUCACAAAGUAGCUUCACUGGACAUUUCAGAGACAAAAAUCCUCAAGAGCAGGUGCUAAAUAAUUGCCUCUCUCUUGCUAAAGGCUACAGUUCAAGAAAAUCAUCUUAUCUAAUAGAGCAUGCUCAGGACAUAGACUGCAGCAAAUACUUGGGCAAGUGCAAACAGACUGGAAAUAGAGAAUGUAACUACAGAAGCCCAGCUGAACCUACUGCAUUUGCAUAUUCUGAACAUAGAGAGCAGCAAACCUGGAAUAAGAACAUGGGUUUAGGAAGAAAUCCAUCAGCAGAGAAAUACUGCAGCGGCUCUACUACAACCCUUGCGGGCCUGCACUGUGAAACACUAACUUCCAUAAAUACAGUUGAUGUGGGUGUCCAGCAUGCUCCUACUAGAUGGGAACCAACUGCAAAGGUUGGCUACCACUCAUUUAGAGCAAAUGUAGGUACAUUCGGAGGAGAAGAUAUGUAUGGAGGAAAACCACACCUGCCUUAUAACGGCAGUCAUGCCCCUUCCUCCUUUGGCUUGCUCCCUCCUGAGGAGCCCCACCUCAUUGCACAUGCUGGCCAUCACUAUUACCAGAACUCCUUGCCCAUAAAAGGAAAUGAAUGGCACACUGAAGAAGAAAAGAAAUACACAAAUCUGGACCACUGCAACAAUGAGAUGUUGUUUAACUUCUUCCCUUUACGAUGACACCACCCUGCCAUUCCCCGCCCAUCUCUCUGUCUCUGAGCAUCUUUGCUAUCCUGAACCUUGGGGAGUUACUUAUGCUU